Molecule: messenger RNA, 4931 nt
Organism: Pomacea canaliculata
Lineage: Eukaryota; Metazoa; Mollusca; Gastropoda; Architaenioglossa; Ampullariidae
Product: tumor susceptibility gene 101 protein-like
Biological process (GO): protein transport; endosome to lysosome transport; protein modification process
Cellular component (GO): ESCRT I complex
Molecular function (GO): ubiquitin binding
Source: RefSeq, a predicted model, not a curated record
AGUUGGUCGAUAAGUGAACGAAUUGUGUUCAGCGUUCAAACCGUUUUUCUUUCGAACGUGUUUCCCACUCAGGGUGUUUACCUCUCCAUUAUUGAAGUGCAAAAAUAGCCUAAAUUCCAAUAUGGCGAAAGUCUAGGAAGAAUAAUACUAUACUUAGAUUGUUUAUGACGAUUUGAACUAGUUUUUGCUGACAAAGAGGAAUGAAAACACUUCUGAAAUACAUAAAGACUCUUUUCUUUCUAGUGUAAGAUGUCGAACUUCGAAAGCGCCUUGAAGAACUACCUAAACAAAUACAAAAAUCCAGAUCUUGCAAGGAGAGAUGUUUCACAUGCACUUCAACAAUACAGAGAUCUUCGCCCUUCAUUGGAACCAUUUGUUUUCAAUGAUGGCACAACACAACAUCUUGUACAACUUGAGGGCACCAUUCCAGUAAUGUACAAAGGGAACACAUACAACAUACCCAUUCAGUUAUGGAUACUGGAUUCUCACCCAUACAAUCCACCAAUGGUGUUUGUGAGACCUACCAACAACAUGCAAAUCAAGGCAGGUCGUUAUGUUGACAUGAAUGGGAAAGUGGAUAUGCCUUUCCUUCGUGAAUGGAGAUGGCCCAAGUCCGAUCUUGUGGGACUUAUUCAGAUUUUGAUUAUCACCUUUGGAGAAGAAUGCCCUGUAUUUUCUAAGGUGCCUGCUCGACCACCUCCACCAGCACCAACAGCCACCAUAUCCAACAUCCUCUGCCUCCAUGCCGAUGCUUCUUUGGGAGCCCCAGGCACUACUUCUCCAUACCCUCCUUAUCCAGCAGCAGGUGGAUACCCUCACCAAAACUAUCCUCCAUAUCCUUCUCAACCAGGUGUUGGCUAUCCUCCCUCUUCCAGCUUUAACUACCCUCCAGCUAGUGGGUACUCACCAUCGUCUUCUAGUUUCCCUGGUCAGCCACAGCAGUUUCCUACACCCUUUGGUGGUUAUGGUGUAAAUCCACCAUAUCCAGGGAAUCAAACAGCUUUUGCUGGUACCCAAGGCAGUCCAGCUACAGCAAUAUCAACAAUUCCUGGAGGAACGGGCACUGUAACAGAAGAACAUCUGAGAGCAUCCUUACUAUCAGCUGUUGAAGACAAGAUGAAGCGGAAGCUUCGGGAGAUUUUUGCACAAGCCCAGGCUGAGAUGGAUGUGCUCAAGAAGACUGAAGCUGACCUGACUAAAGGAAAAGAAAAAUUAGAGCAAAUGAUGAAAGAUUUAGAACAGGAGAAAACCACUGUGGAGAGCAGCAUCAUCAUGUUGGAAGAUAAAAGCAGAGAGGUUAAGGACGCUCUGCAAAAGAUGGAAGAUAAUGACAAGCUUGAUGUUGAUGAGGCAGUGGUCACUACUGCCCCUCUUUAUAGACAAUUGCUGGAUGCUUUUGCUGAAGAGCAAGCCAUUGAAGAUGCUAUCUACUAUCUUGGUGAAGCGCUGCGUAAAAAUGUGAUCGAGUUAGAAGUCUUCUUGAAGCAAGUGCGAGAGUUGUCUAGGAGACAGUUUAUGCAAAGAGCAUUGAUACAGAAGUGCAGGGAAAAGGCAGGUCUUCCUCCAUUGGCUUAGAUUUUAACAAAGAAAUUCAUAUCUGAAGAAACAUUCUGAUCUUUCUGAAGUACUGCGGAGUGUGUUGAUACCAUUAAGUAGUUUUAUUCCUUAUUUUAAUCAUUUGUUUACUUGUUUACUAUGCAUGGUAUGCUGAAGAUCAAAUUAGCAUGUGUGAAAGAGAGACUUUUUGAAGUUGUCAUUGUGCCUAUGUUGUAUAAUCUGAGUGGAUUGAUCUGUAAUGAUGCAGUGAAGGAAAAAGUUAGUCUUGUGGUAAUGGAAGUUAAAGCUAUACAUACAUAUGUCUUAUUCUCCUUUUAUAUGAAAGAAAGGUAUGUUUGAUAUAAAUAUAAAAAACAAAAUAUUGCAAAUAAUUUAUCCUCUUAAAAAAAAGUAGUGUCUUGAAAAUAACUCUUUUGUAUAUAAAUGCUAUUUCAAACAAAUCGAAAACUUUAUCUGUCUUUAGUUGAUUUUGAUUUAGCAUAAAAUAUAUUUUGGUGAAAGACCUUUUGUGCAGACAAGUAAAUGAAAGAUAUUUUAGGGAUUUCAAGAUUUAUAAGGAACUGUUUUUAAUUGUGUAAAUGCGUCCAGUCAACAAAACUGCGGACAAUUAUUCUGUAAUAGCUACCUGACUUGCUAAACUCAUCAUAGUUUAACAUAUGUAGUUAAAAGAACAUGUCUGCUUUGUGGAUAAGCAAGCAGCUCUGAAUUGUAAAAGGUUAAUAAUUCAAAUUAAGGUGACAGCAAUUGCAAUUUAUACCAGUUUAGUCAUGCCAUAGGAAGGUCGAUAUUGCUGAACACAUACCUCAGCCUAGGAAAAUGUUCUGUUUUAAAAGAUUUGGCAUAUAUUUUGGCAAUAGAAGUAGUCAUCAGAAAACAUCAGGCUUUGCAGUACCUAUCAGCAUUUUAAAUUGCUGAAUAUUCCAGACCAAAGUCUUUCAGGACUGAUGGAUGCAUGAUACUGCUGGAACAGUAAUUUACCAUUAACACCUUUUAAUUAGGUAAGAAUGCAGUCUACUCAGUAAUAUUUAAAGUUAAUAUUUUAUUUUCUGCCUGUAAUAGCUGAGCCUGACUUGUACAUUUGUACCUCCAAAGCAUGAAAGUGUACGAGACAGUUUGCACAUACUUGAUAUGAGAGUGCAAAUUGAUGCAGUAGCUAACCACAUUUUGAUUUACUAUUCCCUAUGGUGCAUAGUCUGUUAAACGUCAGCUAUGGCAGAGCAUAUUUUUAAGUUACCUGGUUUUAAUUUUAAAGAAUAUUGCAUCUUGAAAGAUUAAUUAGGCCUUCCUUGCUGGAGCACGUCAUGUCAUUUAAUGCUCAAAUCAUUAGGGGAUUUCUGGAUGUGGGUUUAAGUUCUUUCUUAUAUGUUGAAUUUGGAUAUGUAAGAUUAAUUUUUCUGUGGUGUAAAAGAUUGAUGCAGUGUUGAUGAUCUUGUGUUAUCCCCUCUGCCAUGUGACUUGAUUGUGACAGAGAUGCUCUGGUUUAACUUUCAGUUGAGUGUAGGAUGAGAGGCACUUGAAUAUUGCCAUGACCUUGUGAAAAGUUUAUGAAAUUCACUGUUGGAUCCCAGUGAGUGAGGUUAUGAAUGGCAUCUUGUGUUGUUUCUCAGUCAGUAGUAAGGCCAUGAAUCACUGUGUUGUACAUUGGUUGCCUAAGCCAUGAUAGCUGUUAGGCCGAGUGGUAGGUCAUCCAGACAGCAGGUUUUUGCAAGCAUUCUUAAGAUGGUUAUGUUCAAGGCCUGUAAAGUGAGGUGCUCAUUUAUCAGUAGAUUUCUGCAAGCAACUUGAUCAGUACGUACAAAAUAAAAAUUGCAAGCUAUUUUUGGCUGUUACUUGUUGAGCUAUAAUGUUUUGUAUAUUUUAGAUGGUAUAAGAAAACAAAUCAGUUAUGAAAAAUGCAGAUUAGGUAAUUUGGUCUUGAAUUUGUCAACCUGGUUACUGAUUGUAUGAACAGGCAUGAAUUCAUCAUGACCUAGGUGUUUCUGCACUAUUCACUUUGUCAGAUGGGUAAUAUUACUCAUGUCAGUAUAUAGUUAGAUGUAACAGAUAUUCUUAGGCAGCUGGUUUCCCUUUCUAAUCAAGGAAUGUGUAUGCCAAGUCAGAAAAGACAUAGAAAUAAGGCAAAGGUUUGAAUGAAUCCAUCUCUGCUCAACUGUAGAGGUUUUUAUAUUUUUUAUUUUUUGUCUAGGUGUGUGCUGUAAUAAUUAUCUCUGUUGCAUUCCAGCCUUUUUAAAAACUUUUUGCACUUUCUGGUAGUCAGUGGAAAGUUUUUUUAUUAUUAUUAAAAUGUGUUUUUUCAAUUCUGUAGAUAAUCAUCUGUACCUUGAAUACUUGAAGUUAUUUAAACAAAAUUUGAAGCAGGAUGCUAUUCCUUAAUCCUGAUUAGUUAGGUAGAACUCUAUGAACUAGGCUUCAGCAGAUAAAAAAUAUAUAAAUCAAACAUAGACAUUUAAUAGACAUUUCUUUUUUUAAUUAUGCUGCAGAGAAUACAAUGAGUUGAAGCAGAUAGAUGGUUACAAUAGUUGCCUGUAGAUUAUGAUACAUGUGCUUAUUACCACCAUGCUCCUAGUCACUCUUGUCUCCUUAGCUCUUGAUAGGAAUGCAAGGUAUUGCAGGAUGAUGAGAAUGUAAACUAACCACUGAUGCAAGAGAAAAAAAAAUCUUCAUUAUGUUAUCAUUUCAUUUUCUUGAUUGCAUACCUCAUCACAGUACAGCUCACAGAUGAACAAAGUAUGCACAGUUAUGGACACAGCUUAAGUAUAUUCUGAUAUGUGGCCAACUGAGCACUGAAAACAAACAUUGGGUAGAUGGCAUCAUUUGUAAUUGUAAUGGCAAUCUGACAGCUAUGGUUAGUGUUUAGUCAUAUGAGCAUACUAGCCUAAUUUAAAAUUGGAAAGAAAUGCCAUGUAGAUUUAUUAUCUUUCCCCUGUUUAUUUUCUUCAGUCUUGCUUUAAGACUUUUCACUAACUCCUACAUUUUUUUAAAGAUUUUAUUUUUAGUAGUAGUGUUUGCAUUUUUGCUGUUCGCCAGUCAGGCUUGGUGUCCUCUCACCUUACAUCUAUGUGUCUUGUUAUGCACUUGUGAGUACUGAACACUGUUAUCACUUCUGUGGCAUGGAUUGUCAGUAUCUGGAAGAUUCUGUCUGCUUGAUUGUGUCAUAGAACAUUUUACAUCAGUUGGUGGAUCCUUUUCUGUUUUGCUCGAGUGGAUGUGGACCUGUAUAUAAAAGAUGUACAGCAAUUUUUUUUUUAAUGUCUUUCAUCAUCAUAGCUUUUGGUGUGCAAUUCAUUCAUACUAGCAUACACUCUUAUGAAGUUAAACAGAACUUCAGUUUUGUUUUGAUGUACACCAAAAAAAAAAAAGCCAAUUACCAUCUA